AUGUCAGAUUGUGUGCUUACAAUUACUGUUUCUGUCAUUUCAGUGUUUCUGGAUAUCACAGUAGUGGGUUUUACUGGCGGUUCUGUUGUUUUGCCGUGUUCUUCAGCUGAACAUGAUCUUAAACCUCAAGACAUUCAUGUGCUUUGGAGAGACAAAGACAGUGAGACUGUUUAUGAUCUCAUAGAAGGUAAAGCUUUCAUAGAGCAGCAGUACCCACGGUACAAGAACAGAGCAGAAACUUUCCCAGAUGAGUAUGGAAAAGGAAACUUCUCUGUCAAACUCAUCAAUCUCACUCACACUGACGCAGGAGAGUUCACCUGCUUCAUCACACACUCAUCUGAUUCUAAACAUCAGACUGUAUGGCUGGUCAUUAACGAAUCUACUGUAGAAACUGGAAACCAAUAUACUGAAGAAGAAAACCAAGGACCAGUAACACAGUCAGAUUGGUGGAAGAUAUUAAUUGGUGUCUGCAUUUCUUUAUCUGUAAUAAUUGGAAUAAUUAUCAUCAUAUUUCUCAAAAGAAAAAAAAACUCAACCCUACUUAGAAGUAACAGUCCCGAACCAAAGGUCCUGCUGCACAAUGCAAGAGUCACAGCAUCCGAGCAGCCCAUAUUUACUGGUACCCAUGUUAACAACUGAGUGUUCAAAUCAAAAGCGGGAGUGACAUGUCGUGCAUAAUCGCUUUUUCUGUUGAAGUUUCUCUCUCGUUGUGCUCUUGCUAAUAGAAAAUAUUUUGCACUGCUUGUUGUUACAGUUUAACUGAAUGUGAUUUUAAAACACUUAAGAGCGACAUUUUUGCUGUCAGUCAUGUCAAUAUGUUGUUGCCUUAAUUAUAUAACAAGGUUAUUGAAUGUACUGAAGGUUACUAAAUCAACACAUCUUUUGAUUUUUUUUUAAAUUGUUUGCUAAAUUAAUAUUUUCCUUUUGAAAGUUUUAAUAUUAAGUAUUAUGAAUGCCUUGCUACACUGCUUCCAGCCCAAACAUGUCUUCUUAAUAAUAACAUUUAUGCCUUUGUUUUUAGUGUCUUAAGAAUGUACAAAAUGCUAUAACAGAUCUCAGUUUGUUUUUUACUGGGAACAUUUCAAAUAUUGUUAGUGUUGGAUAUUGUUACUCAGAUUUGAUUUCAGAUGAGACAUUUUUGUUUUAUAAAGUAUUUAGUUCUUUUGAGGACUUUAACUUAUAUUUGUAUUAAAUCCCAGUGAAAUAUAAGAUCACCUGUCUGGAUAUUGUAAUUUCUGAGAAAAAGAGGAGUUGAUUUUUCUCCUGUUAUGGGAAGAACAGAAACUAAAUUUGUGCUUGCGUAGAAACUUAUCUACAAUUUUUCCUUACUAAACCUGAGAGACUCUUGUUUGGUUUAUUUUACUUCUUUUUUUCCAUGUUGAUGUUCAAACUUUAAAAUCUGUUUACCAGUGUUUUAUGCUAUGUUUUAUAGAAAAAUAAGCAAUGUUACAUUACAAAAUCUGUAGUUAUGAAAAAGGCAGCCUUAAUGUUGACACAGUGUGACACAACAGAGAUGUGCCGUGUAAAAUUCAGUUUAUCAUGACAAUUGCGGAAAGAAUAAUA
Labeo rohita (rohu) is the source of this 1563-nucleotide messenger RNA. RefSeq lists its product as uncharacterized. Gene Ontology annotation, biological process: cell surface receptor signaling pathway; cellular response to lipopolysaccharide; T cell costimulation. Lineage: Eukaryota; Metazoa; Chordata; Actinopteri; Cypriniformes; Cyprinidae. Bases 1 to 639 code for a protein of 212 amino acids. Gene Ontology annotation, cellular component: external side of plasma membrane. The record is from RefSeq and is a predicted model, not a curated record. The transcript is spliced from 2 exons.